Messenger RNA from Letharia columbiana, 255 nucleotides. RefSeq lists its product as uncharacterized. NCBI's taxonomy places the organism in Eukaryota, Fungi, Ascomycota, Lecanoromycetes, Lecanorales, Parmeliaceae. The transcript is spliced from 2 exons. The record is from RefSeq and is a predicted model, not a curated record. Bases 1 to 255 code for a protein of 84 amino acids.
AUGUUCUUCUCUGCAAUUUUGUCCCUUGACUCUUUCCAACGAAAAGGCCUUCUCACACCUAAAAAUUACACUGCUGUAUCCCUCCUCUUCGUCUGCCUCAUCCAGAAAUCAAUCACGGUGACGAAGCGUGUUUCAAGAUGGUACGACCUCAAGAUCGCUCGAAAGCCUACGGUCAAAGAGCCCAUGGGCACGAACCGGACAGACGUUCGACAGGAGGUGGGCCCCACCAAGGGUCACGAAGUGGUUCUGACAUGA